Molecule: messenger RNA, 1670 nt
Organism: Fomitiporia mediterranea MF3/22
Lineage: Eukaryota; Fungi; Basidiomycota; Agaricomycetes; Hymenochaetales; Hymenochaetaceae
Exons: 1
Coding region: 74-1180 (368 amino acids)
Source: RefSeq, a predicted model, not a curated record
AAGUGAGCACAGGCUCUUCGUGAUUGAUGCCACGACCUCAAGGAGCAUCAUAGACACGGUGGGACGUAAUCGCAUGCUCGUAUUCAAAAGGGCCCCUCCUCCGCGGUCGCCCCUUCGACGCGAUGUAGAAAAAGAGCGGCAUUCUGAGGGCCUCAAACAGUGGAACGACUCCUCAGUCGCAAGAGAAGUGAUUGAUAUUUCAAAGCUCAAAGAAUUCGAGGGCACCAGUUUUUCAUACGUGCUGGCCUGUGAGGGGUCUUCGUGCAAUUCCGCGGCGCAGUCCGCCCAGGUCCAAGUCGAGAGACGCACCCAUAACGGGAGGAAGCAUGUACUGGACGCAACGAUUGUAGAUGGUUAUGAUGAUGGACAGAGUCCAAGGAAGCGGCAGUCUGUUGACUGUGUAAAGAUAUCCCUAUACAACCUGAUCCCACAGCCGCAUCAUCACCCUUACUCGCAUGCGACUGUCAGCCAAAGCUCAGAAUUAGAAAUCAUACAGCGUUUUGAGCCCUUCUCUAAGGCGCCUUUCAUUUCCAUUGGACCUGUCUCGCCGAGUAGAGCGGAGACUUAUUUUAGAGACCCGUAUGCUCGAAGUGCGUGGGUUAUUCCUGUCGAGGGCAAACUUCCAUGGAAAGAGGUCUCAACUGCGCAAAUAGAUGCUGCACAAACAACCUCUACCUCUCAACCGACUCAAGUCCUCGCGGCUCCUUGCAUUAUUAGCUGGACUCCGAGAGCGAUUCGCAUGUUCUGGGAAGACCUUCUCGUGAUUCGUAUGCACCAGGCACUAGGAGCAAUAUCCCUUUCCUUUCACGUAGCAUCUGCGAUGGAAGCUCAGUUGAAUGCCAUCACGUCGGCAAAUAUGCGACAGACACGUUCGAAUGGACUCGUCACCGACUCGUUAUGGCCUACUCCGCUUUCACCAAAGAACCUCAACUACUGCACUUACAUAAAGAUCUACCACGACACCCGCCUUACAAUGCAUGUGCGGUCGGUGCUCGAUGCUUGGAGGACUGAAAUCGAGAUUCCGUGGAAGGGCGAGGCACCGAAACUGACUUCGACAUCGACAAAGUAUCAAUUGCGCUCGGCCGCUGCACCCAUUCAGAAGAAAACUAGAUUUCGUCCCCUUCUAAGGGCUAAACUCGUCCUUCUAGAUGAAGAAGGACAGGCAAUCGGGAUAUGUUGAGUACGGGUAAAGACUGAAUGAGUACUCAUAAGAAUAUAGCGACUCAAUUCAUCGUUUGAAUCUACGGGACUUCAAAACAUCUUUAUACGUUAUGUUUAUGCUGUCCAUCAUUUUUUUUUACAAGGCUUUGGGAAUCGGAUGUGUUUGUUAAGUUCUGUAUCGUUAUCUCGUGGUACUUAAGCCACUUCACAGUUGUCCGUUCUUUAGAAAGCUGUUCAAAUUAUUUGAGACUCGUUGCUCCCACAGUCUACACUUUUAAUACUCGCUGUUUCCUUUUUUUACAUUCUGAGUCAGUGAUGCGUCCAAUAAUUGCAGCAGGACUUAGUAACCUAUCAUAUGCACGGGCCAUAGAGCUGCCAGUGUACUUUGUCAUUACUACUGUUACUGUAAUAUUUGGCCAGCAUCUAGACUAUUUUCUAAACAUACCAGAAUGUACUUUGCACGUAGUUUACUAUUCUUCUAGCAUUCCUGAAGUUAUAACUAAUCUAGC